CACCGCCUUCUUGCCAGGAACCAGGAAAUAGUCAUGAUAUUUUGAUAGGCGACUCUCACUUGAUAUUAGUCAUUGAUAUAUACUUACUUUUCUUAUUAGUUUCGUGGUCGGCGGAGUUUGUUGCAGUUAUGACAUCGUUAUUCAAGAAAAAGACCGUAGACGAUGUCAUUAAAGAACAAAACAAAGAGCUGCGAGGAACGCAGAGACAGAUUGCCAGAGACCGGACAGCACUGGAAAAACAGGAAAAGCAACUGGAGAUGGAAAUCAAGAAAAUGGCAAAGACAGGGAACAGAGACGCCUGCAAAGUUUUAGCCAAACAGCUUGUGCAAGUGAGGAAACAGAAGACACGCACAUAUGCAGUCAGCUCGAAGGUCACCUCCAUGUCCACACAAACCAAACUUAUGAACUCCCAGAUGAAGAUGGCUGGUGCUAUGGCCACAACAACAAAAACAAUGCAAGCUGUUAACAAAAAGAUGGAUCCAAAGAAGACCAUGCAGACCCUGCAGAACUUUCAGAAAGAAACCGCAAAGAUGGACAUGACAGAGGAGAUGAUGAAUGACACCCUGGAUGAGAUCUUUGAGGAUUCUGGAGAUGAGGAAGAAUCUCAGGACAUUGUGAACCAGGUGUUGGAUGAAAUUGGAAUUGAGAUCUCAGGAAAGAUGGCUCAUGCUCCUUCAGCUGCGCGAAAAACCCCAAGCGCCGCCACGGCCAAGGCAGAUGGGAUCUCAGAUGAGGAUAUCGAGAGGCAGCUCAAAGCCCUUGGAGUGGACUAGUGCUCAUGCACACACACACACACAAACAAACACCUGAUCAUUGCCUGGCAACAAAAGGCCACCCAAACAUGCACUAAAACACAUUCAUACCAAAUAACAAAUACACAAACGAACAGUCCAAAAGCUCACAUUCACACUUGCCUACUCUGGGAUACCGCGCCACAGAUGACAAAUGCAAUUUUUUCUUCUUAUUUAUUUAUGACAAUGAGAAAUGGCUGUCAAGGGUGUUUAAGACUCUUUCAGGUGAACCGCUAUAGCUUUUAGAAGGACAAGAAUAAAGUUUCAGUUUGGAUAAACAUGUUGUAAUUGAAUAUAUACCAUACCUCCUUGGAGAAUAAUGCAAAUAUUGAAGCGUUUUCCCCUGAAAUCCACUACUUCAGGCUGUUUGGUUGAUAAAUCUGGAAAAACAAUCACACUGUUGUAAACAAGUUUGACAGCAGAACUCUACCUCUGGAAACAUAAGAAGUGACAGAGCUGGUUUUUAAGUCGUGCCGCGAUUUGUUUUGUCCUCACCGUACCUUCGCUUGUUUCCCCAGUGCAUGACAGAACACUCAUGUGAGCUACGUCUGUUUCUCUGUUCUCACCUUCGCUCGGAAAUGAUUGAAUUUGACUUCUAGAUUCAGAUCUUGCUCGGAUAUUUUGUAUGGAUUUUUUAUUCUGCUGGAUUCAAGGGUGAUGCCAAAUUAUAAGAAGCCAGAAUUUUUUUUUUUCUUUUUUUUCAUUUAUUUAUUUAUUUUUUUCAUUCUUUAGUUUUUGAAGAUGGUUGCUCUUCUUGAUUUAUUUUGUGGUUUUAGCUUGUGUGUGUGUGUGUGUGUGUGUGUGUGUGUGUAAGUGCAUUGAUCAGAUCAGUUUUUUAUUUUAAGGCUGCUCAGAAAAUUCCUGCUGCUUGUUAAUUGAGUGAGUCAAGAAGUGACUUAAGUGAGGGUUAUUAUUUUAAGGUGGCAUGUAAAAAGCGGCGUACUUUGGAGUUAUGCACAGAAAUCUGUGUUUAGCCUGACAGCGGUUACACACUGCAAUGUUUCAUAAGGAUUGUAAAAAGUUUAAGAAUGGCAGGUUGGUAGUAUGUUGCGUAAUCCACAUUGAGAGUUUAGGAGUAUGGGUGAAGAUUAUUAAAAAAAACUAAGGGGAUGUAUACCAUUAUAUACCAUUCAAUCAUAAAUAAAACAUUUGUAAUUAUA
This is a messenger RNA of Danio aesculapii, 1951 nucleotides long. RefSeq names its product charged multivesicular body protein 2Bb (gene chmp2bb). Gene Ontology annotation, cellular component: ESCRT III complex; multivesicular body. The transcript has 6 exons. Lineage: Eukaryota; Metazoa; Chordata; Actinopteri; Cypriniformes; Danionidae. Bases 129 to 773 code for a protein of 214 amino acids. The record is from RefSeq and is a predicted model, not a curated record. Gene Ontology annotation, biological process: late endosome to vacuole transport; endosome transport via multivesicular body sorting pathway; protein transport.